Moneuplotes crassus is the source of this 1407-nucleotide messenger RNA. The record is from the annotation of a GenBank genome assembly. Lineage: Eukaryota; Ciliophora; Spirotrichea; Euplotida; Euplotidae.
AAUAAAUAUGUUUUGGCGAAUAUGAAUCCUCCUUUCAGCAUUAUUACUCCUGUUUACGCCUUUUAUUGCAGCUAAGAGGGGCUAUAAACUUAGUAAGAUCUGAAAGAAUUCUGAAAAGACUCUAAUACCUUACUUAUAGUACAAGAGAAUGUCUAUGCAGCCCCUAUUUAUGGGAACAUUUCUGAAACGCUAUAUUAUUAUGUAAAUGUUUAUGUUGGUGAUCCUGCUAAUCCAUCAAAACAAGCUCUCAUUGUUGAUACAGGCUCUACAGCAACUUGUCUCCCUUGUAAGGAGAAAUGUACAAAAUGAGGAAAUCAUAUUUUUCCACAAUUUAGUCUCUCUGAGUCUUCUAAAGCAAGUGUUGAACAUUGUAAUGGGCAUAAUUGUGAGUGAGGAGAAAGCAAUGAAUGCCUCUUUACCUCCUUCUAUGAUGAAGGUAGUCUAUAUGAGGGGUUCUAUGUAACAGACUACUUUCAAUUCAGCGAUAACACAUUAAUUUCUAAAGCUCCCAGAUACACAUUUGGAUGUGUAACUAAGGAAACGAAUUUAUUCUUAACUCAAGAAGCAAAUGGAAUCAUGGGGUUGGCUCCUGUUAUUCGGAAUGAGUUCAAACCUGUGUAUUAUACCUAUUAUGAAACUGGGUUUAUUAAAAAGCUUCAAUUCAGUCUCCUCCUUACCAAGGAUGGAGGUGUUAUGUAUCUAGGAGGCUAUGAUAGUUCAGUACUUCUAGAACCUGUUCAGAACAUAAUUUGGAUGAAAAAUAUAGCAGAAGAGAAUUACAUUGUCAAAUUUGAUAGUUACUCUGUUGGUGGGCAACUUCUGCCCGGAAAUCUAAUCAAAGCGAAGAUUGACUCUGGCAUGACCUUUGUAUACACAACUAAAAAGCAGUUUAAUCACAUUGACCAAGUCAUUAACUCUCUAUGAAGGCAAGGUAACUAUAAAUGAUUGGGAGAGAAAUAUUCUCAAGGCUGUUACAAGUUUAGUCCAAUACAAGAAUUGACCUAUGAAGAUUUCUUUUACUCAUAUCCGGUUAUCAGUUUUAAUAUGGGAUCUCAAAAGGUUCAUUGGUACCCAAAUGACUACUUUUAUCGUAAAAAUCCAACCACUUUUUGCCUUGCAAUUGAGCCAUUUGCUAGUGACGAGACUAAGGUAGUUCUUGGAGCAAGUUUCCUUAGGAACAACUUAGCUAUCUUUGACAUUGAAAAUAAAAGAAUAGGCAUAGUUCGAGCAGCUUUAAAUGGGUGAGAAAAUACUCAAAGUUCGGUAAACAGUUGAAAUAUCCAUCCAGACUUAUCUCCUAUAAUCGCAUCUGAAGAAGAUAUCAUUAAGUACAACAGAGUGUCAAGCACUAAAAGUAGGCUCGAAUAAUUUACCAUUAAUAGUUUAGGAAUUCUUAAUAAAUUUUCA